AUGGACCCGGCAAAAUAAUAUUUAGUUAAUUGUGUUUAGGCCCUUCUUAAUUUACCUCAAACUCCUCAAGGAUUGGCAUCGGGGCAAACAUUAGAUAAAUUUAUGAUUGGGCAGGAGAAAAAAUGUUUGAUUCUUUAAUACAUGCAAGGAUAAGGAUUAAAAUUGUUUAACCCUGAUGAAUUGAAUCCACAAACUAAAUUGAUUGCCAUAAGUAAGAUUGAUACGGAUGUAAUAACUGAGGAUAAUUAUUUCACUAAUCUUACAGUCUAAUUAUUAUCACCUAAUGUGGUAACAGAAUUAAGUUCACAUUUAUCUUUGAUAUAUUAACCAUUGAUGGGAGCUGGGGUUGAUGAAAAAAUUAAAAAAAAGUUAUCAGGAUUCAAGCAGGUGUUAUAAGGACUUUAAGAUAAUGAUAUCGACAAUGUAUAAAUAGAAUAGAGAAAUGUAAGUCGACCAAUUGAUGAAAUAGAAUAAUGGUUGAGAAUUUCAUAAUCUGCAACAAGUUCAGAAAGUUAAUAAAGAGCUGCCAAUCAAAUUUGUCAGGUCUACUAAAAGGUUACUUAAUUAUGGAAAGAUGUUAAAUAAUUAGAGAUAAAUAAAUUUUCUGAUUUAUUGGAUCAAACUUUGGUUUGUCUUGAUGAGCUAUACACUUAACAGUUAUAUAAUGAAUAGAAAUUGCAAGGAAUGUUAUCUUCUAUGUACAAUUAAAUUAUAAUCAAAUUGCAACAUCUAAUACCCUAAGGGCAAUAAAUAUUUAGCAAUACUCAAUAACAAAAACUUUUAUUAUUGGAAUGUCAGAAAAUGGUUAGGAUGUUUGGAGAAAAUCUAAGGAAAUACUUUGAAUAUGAUUGGAAAAUUAACCCUAAUUUGCAAGAGUUUGAAUAAAUUGAGAAGAGAUUGAGUGAUCUAAUUGAAUUGCGAAGUAUUUAUGAAGAACUGAAGAGAAGCGAUAUUGAUUAAGAUUUCUUUAAGGAAUUAUUUGAAGUCAAUCCAUUUAUGUCAAUAGGUUAGGAUUCUUUGUUUAAUGUUGCCUACAAAAAAGUACUUAAUAACUUAGAGAGUGCUGAAUAAGAUAUCCUAAAUCUCUUAAGGCAAUAGGUGUUUAAAUAGCAAGUCAUGAAGGAAAAUCCACUGUAAACUAUUCGAGAGAUGCAAAGAUGGACUGGAUUACUAUCUAGAAACUCUAUUUAGAAGCACUUUUUAACAGAACGUGAUUCAUUGAUUACUUCAAUAACAAAUAUGAUUUCAAAAAUUGAAUAGGAGUUUAAUACUAGAUCUGGAGCUGCCUUUCUUGAUGAUGGAGAGGAGGAGAAAUUACCUUAUUAGAUUGGGUUCUCUAAAAAUAUUCAUUAAAUUGUAUGGUGUAAAUCAUUGAUUGGAAAAGUGAAGAGAAUCAUUUAAUUAAUUUAAUAAUUAUUUAGUGAUAUUAAGAAAUCUGCUUAAUUUAUAGUUAUGUGUUAAAAUCUUAUAAAAUAAGUUUAAUAAUUUGAAUAGGAAUUAUUUGAUUAGUGGAGAAAAGAAAUUGAUUCGUAGUUAAAGAAGAAUGAAAUAUCAUUACAGAUUUCAGGAAAGUUGAUGGAAAUUGAUAUGUAGGAUGGUUUAGUCAGAGUUAAUUAUUCUGAUAAAUUAGUUUAAUUAAUAAAGGAAGUGAGACAAUUAUGUGAGCUUGGUUAUAGAAAAAGUAUAUCGAAUGAAAUUCAUACAAUUGUAGAAACAGGCAAAAGAUUUUAUAAGGAAGCUCUAACUUUGAAAUCUAUAGCUAGCUUCUAUAAUUAAAUGUCAGACUAAAUUAUUGAAUGUUAAAAACCAAUGCUAGUUAAUUAGGCUGUAAGAUUUGAAGACACUGUUAAGAAUUCAAAAAAGAAAAAUAGUAUUACGUGGGAAAAUACAUAAGAAUUAGAAAAUUAUGUUUAGAAAGUUUAAGAAUCAGCAAAUGAUAUAAUGCAAGAAAAUAAAAGAUUAAGAAAAAACCAUUAAUAGAUAAUUGAUAAUAUUUGUUUGUUGUUUUAGAUUGAAUUGAAAUAAAAGAAUUCUAUGGAAGGAAAAGGUGGAUCAAAUAAAGAAACAUUGACGGUAAAUUCACAGUUGGAUGGAGAACUCAUAUUGAUUUCUAAUUAUACAAAGCGAUUCUAAGAAAUGGAUCAUGCUAUUAAUGAAAUUUAAGCAGAUCUUAUUAUAAAGAAUGGCUAGGUUGCAUAUAAGCCAACUAUUGAAGAAUUAAGAGAGAAAUACUACAAUGAAUUGAAAAAAUAUAUAUAAUAUCCUUCAUAAUUUAUAGGGGUAGGAGGGAAUAAUGAUAUUUACAUGUAGAUGCCUGAGAGAAAUGCUGUGUUUGUUAUAUAAGUAUACGAGAAAAGUGAACAGAUCUUUGAAAAAUUAAUUGGUUUAAGUAGUCAAUAUAUGUGUUGGUCAGUUGUUGCAUAGUUGGAUGCUGAAUAAUUACAAUUAUAAUUGGGUAAUUUGGAAUAAUGGGAGAAUUUCAUGAAAGAAGUUAGACAAAGAAGAAAAGAAUUAGAAAAAAUUAAUGAUUAUUAAAAGAUUGAGUGCUUUAACAUUAAUAUCAGUUUAUUUAAGUAAUAAGUUGAUGAAUUGCUGACCAAAUUAGUGGAUAAUAUGUUGAAUGAAUUGAAAAAUUAAAUUAAAAAUAAUAUAGUUGAAAUUGAACAAUUUUUAAGUGAAACUCAAUAGAAAUUGUCAUAAAAGCCAUAAAAUAUGAAUGAGAUGAAUGAAGCAUAAAAGAAAUAUGUUGAUAUCAAAGCAUAGAAAUUUGAAAUGACUUAGAAAAUGCAAGAUUGCCAAUAAAAACAAAAAUUAAUCAAUUCUUUGAGUUCAUAAUCUCAAGCCUAGAAUCCAAUCUUACUACAAUUGUAAUAAAUAAAUAAGAACUGGGAGAAUUUUGAACUACUGAUAGGAGAUUUCGAUUCAAUUUUAGCUGAGUAGACUAAACAAUUAAAAAAGGAUAUGUAGGCAAGAGCGAAGGAGGUAGAUAGUGAUAUUGAGAAGUUUUAUUCAAGAUAUUCUGCUGUAAAACCAAAAUAAUUGAGUGAAUUAGAUAGAUCAUCAGCAAAUGAUCUAGCCGAGAAUAUGUAGCAAUGGAGAUAAUAAUGGAAACAAUUGGAUGAAAAGAUUUAGACUCUUAUUAAGGAUCAUUAACACUUUGAAAUGGAAGUUCCAACAUUUACUUAAUAUGAUAAGGUUAAGGUUGAAAUGACAGACUCAGAAGUAGUAUGGAGUUAUUAUGAUAAAUUCUAAUAGAAUAUUAAUAAUCUAGGCAAAGAGGAUUGGUUGAGUUUCAGAACUAAAUUAUAUAUGUUUUAAGAGUUAUUGUUACAAGAAUAGGAAUAAAUAAAAGCAGAAUUGGCCAAAGGAACGUUCACUAAAAAAGAGGCAAUCAUAAAUUACAUCUUUUCUUAGAUUGAGUUAUAUCUCAAAAUAAAUCCAUUAUUAAAACUAAUUGUUGGAGAUGCAUUCGAACCUGAACAUUGGACUAGUUUGUUUAUGAUUCUUAAGUUAAAAGAAAUGAAAAAAGAAAAGUUGCUAUUCAAGGACUUACUUAAUUGUGAUAAAUUAGUAUUGGACAAACAAAAUGAUAUUCGAGAAUUGUAAGCAAGAGCAUAAGGGGAAAUUACUUUGAGAGAAGCAAUCUUUGAAUUGAAAACAUGGUGUGAUACUUCAGAAUUCGAUUUGACUGAUUACACUAAUAAUAACAGGGUUACUCCCUUAAUUAAAGAAUGGAAAGAAUUAAUGACAAAAGUUAGUGAUAACCAAUCCUUAUUGGCAUCCUUAAAGGAAUCCAAAUUUAUUAAUAGAUUUAAAGAUUAAGUUGAUUAAUUUGAAUUGAAAUUGGGUGGUAUUGAUGAAUAUUUAUCCAAAUUAUAAAUUAUUCAAAGAAAAUGGGUUUAUCUUGAACCUAUUUUUGUUAGGGGAGCACUACCUUAAGAAUAGGCAAGAUUCAGGAGACUAGAUGAGGACUUCAGAAAUAUAAUGUUGGGAAUCCAAAGAGAUUAAAAGGUGGUUUCUUUGUGUAGUAUUCCAGGAAUCAAGGAUACAUUGGAUACAGUUUUGGAUCAAUUAGAAAGAUGUUAAAAGGCUUUGAAUGAUUUCUUAGAGGAGAAAAGAGGUAAGUUUCCACGUUUCUACUUUUUGGGUGAUGAUGAUCUAUUAGAAAUAUUGGGCCAAUCUUAAAAUCCUCAAGUAAUUUAGAUGCAUCUCAAGAAAUUAUUUGCAGGAAUAAACUCUGUAGAAUUCAGUAAGGAUAAUACUUAGAUUUAUUCUAUGUUAUCAUCCUAAAAGGAAUAAGUUCAAUUUAAUAAUUCUAUUUAAGUAAAUGAGAUAGUAGAGAGUUGGUUGUCAACUUUAAGUCAAUUGUUGAAAUAAUGCUUAAAAGAGUAGAAACAUGGAUUUCAAUAAAUUCCCAUCUUAGAUUCUUUGCUUAUCAGAAGAAAUUAAGUUCACUGA
This is a messenger RNA of Paramecium tetraurelia, 4458 nucleotides long. RefSeq lists its product as uncharacterized. Gene Ontology annotation, biological process: microtubule-based movement. The record is from RefSeq and is a predicted model, not a curated record. The transcript has 7 exons. Gene Ontology annotation, cellular component: dynein complex. Lineage: Eukaryota; Ciliophora; Oligohymenophorea; Peniculida; Parameciidae. Gene Ontology annotation, molecular function: dynein intermediate chain binding; dynein light intermediate chain binding; minus-end-directed microtubule motor activity.